Molecule: messenger RNA, 1414 nt
Organism: Chelonus insularis
Lineage: Eukaryota; Metazoa; Arthropoda; Insecta; Hymenoptera; Braconidae
Product: homologous-pairing protein 2 homolog
Exons: 4
Coding region: 341-946 (201 amino acids)
Biological process (GO): meiotic strand invasion involved in reciprocal meiotic recombination; meiotic joint molecule formation; homologous chromosome pairing at meiosis
Cellular component (GO): condensed nuclear chromosome; DNA recombinase auxiliary factor complex
Molecular function (GO): recombinase activator activity; double-stranded DNA binding
Source: RefSeq, a predicted model, not a curated record
CCAUGAAAUCUAGAUUUUUCUGGUUCAGUAUUUGCGCGCCAAAAAGUUAACGGAUCUAUUUGUAUGAGUCUUCAAAAAAAUACUCAUUACUGUGUAUUUAUGUAGUGUUGAAUGAUUAUUAAUAUAUAUAAGUGGUAAUAAUAAUUAUAAUUAAUCAUUAAUGUAAUAAUAACAGUAAAUCUAAAGUUAUAUGUGAAACAAUACCUAAUUCCUGAAACUACGUCUCAAGGUUACCGUACCUGUAUGCGUCAUACCUCUUAAAGCAGCACACUCGGACUCGUUAUUUCUCAUUACUGGCCAUUCACAUAUUUUUAAUCUGAGUAAAAAACUUCAUAAUAUUAUGGCAACUGAUGUUGUAUAUCAAUUUUUGAAGACUCGUCAUCGACCAUAUAAUGUUAAUGAUAUUGUUGCAAAUCUUCCAAAAGAAACGGAUAAGAAGACUAUCCAGCAGGCAUUGGAUAAAUUAGUGAAGCAGGAGAAAGUUUUUCAGAAGCUUUAUGGAAAACAAAAAAUUUACUGUAUUUUACCAGAUACAAAAAAAGAUGCUCGAGAAUUAAUUCGGAUCGAUCGUGAACUGCAAACUCAUGCAACUGAAUUGGAGUCAAAGCUUGCGACUAUUGAAAAAGAAGUAAAAGCUAAACAAGCAACUUUAGUCGCUCUUCAAUCUGCACCGUCUUUAGAAGAAGCUCAAAAAGACCAUCAGGAAAGAAAGACGAGAAUUCAGCAGCUCGAGAAACGGUUAGAUAGUCUCAUGCAGUCAAAUGGAUCUCAGGAUUUGAGUGAAAAGAAGAAGCAAGUACAAAAGUCGCUCGAUUUGUAUUCUCGAGAAUACUCUAAAAGGAAAAGACUUUGCACAGAAGCCCUUGAUUCUAUUCUAGAAGGAUAUCCAGGAACAAAAAAGUCUCUUUAUGAUGCAAUAGGAAUUGAAGUAAAAAUUGUAUCGUAGGGGAAUUUGAGAAGGAUUUACGCAAAUUUAACAAGACAAUUAGUUGUCAAUUUAAUAUUAACAUUAAAAAAUAACUUACCAAUGCAAUUAUUAUUAUUGCCAGAUUAAGAUGUAUUUUAGGGUUAUUUAAUAUUCUAUAUCUUAAGUCCACUCCAUUCCAAAAGGCUGAUAAAUAUACUAAAGUCUCUGAUAUAUCUGAUCCGAAUGAUCUAAUAGAUUAGUUUAUAAAUAACAACAUUAAUUAACAUAUUUUAAAAUACAUAGUUAUUUCUAAUAGAAAUAAUUAAUUAACUUACUUGAAUGUAUCGUAAUCGACAAUAACAAGAAUUUCAGGGUAGACAGUAUUCUGAUUGCCCUUCGCUUCAUGUAAUUUAUUCAUUAUCAUUGAGAUAUCUUGAUUGCUCAACAACUCAUCUGUUGCUAAUGAUUAAAACAAAUAUGUUAUUAAAAAUUACUCUUUAAAAUUGA